UGGGUAGGGGGGUACCGACAAUCCUUUCAGCAGUUUUGAUUGUCCGUUGCAGUCGGAGUUUGUCCUUUUUUGUAGCAGCACCAAACCAGACUGUGAUGGAAGAACAGAGGACUGAUUAGAUGACCGCUGUGUAGAACUGUCUCAGCAGCUCUGGUGGCAGGCCGUGCUUUCUCAGAAGCCGCAGGAAGUACAUCCUCUACUGGGCCUUUUUGAGGACGAAGUUGAUGUUGGUUGCCCACUUCAGGUCCUGAGAGAUUGUAAUUCCCAGGAACUUAAAGGUCUCGACGGUUGACACAAGGCAGCUGGACAACGUGAGGGGCAGCUGUGGCGAAGGAUGCCUCCUGAAGUCCACGAUCAUCUCUACAGUCUUGAGCGUGUUCAGCUCCAGGUUGUAUCGGCCGCACCACAGCUCCAGCCGCUCUGCUUCCUGUCGAUAUGCAGACUCGUCACCGUCCUUGAUGAGGCCGAUGACAGUGGUGUCGGGUUCGCUGAGGUGCAGUCGUUCGUGUAGAGAGAGAAGAGCAGCGGAGAGAGGACGCAACCUUGGGGCGCCCCAGUGCUGAUGCUGCGUGUAGAUGAGGUGGCCUCCCCCAGCCUGACCUGCUGUGUCCUGCCCGUCAGAAAGCUGUAAAUCCACUGGCAGAUGGCAUGUGAAACGUUGAGCUGGAGAAGCUUACAGUCGUUCAGUCGAACAGAACAAAGACUUUAAAGGGGAAUGACAGAAAAAACAAUGGAGAAAACAUCUAAAAAACGCAGUGCAGAGCCAUCGCCUGAGGAAAGACGACUCCAUCAGUCAGAUUCACAGACCCAAAGACAAGGUGGAUACCAUAAAGGCCUGCCUGUAUCAGUGGGGAAAUUCGAGCCAUCCUGCCUGAUGAGAAGGCCUCUGUGCUGGAGCACUUAAAUGGAGAGCGGGAAGAGGAGAUGGAGAAAGUCCAGCAUCAUGUGGAGCACAGUUAACAUGCAGUUAAAGAGCUGCAGGGAAAAAUCAGGAGUGCGCUGCCAUUGCGGCUUCAACUACGGUAGAGGUCUAGUGAUCGGCUUUUCUAUGACGCCGCCCAUUCUUGACGGCUCCAGAGACGACCUCGUGAUUCCGGUCCAUCAAACACUCACCAUCACAUGCAGGGGUCAACACAUUUUAACUUGGGCCUGGCCUGACGUGUCUCUGGUGGGACAGAAGCGAAGUGAGCGUCAGGGCCAGCAGGCCCCUCUCGCCAGGCCCCUGGGGGAGAGGGCAGUCCUGGUCAUUGAGUGUCCAGGUCAACGUGGGAGGCCAUAUUGCAAGAAGUUGAUCCUUACCAGAGUGCAGGCGCGGGACACCGGCUACUAUCGUUGCUACUACAUGGAUGUAAAGGCCAUCAUUGACGGCACCACGGCUGUUAGCACUUAUGUCUUUGUCAGGGAUCUCGAACAGCCUUUCCUCAGGAGGGACGAGGCCAUUGACAACCUGGAGACCAUUUUUAUCACACGCUACUCCACAGAUGUCAUAGUGCCGUGUCUGGUCACGGUGCCAGACCUCAAUGUCACUCUAUAUGCGUACCCCAACCCGCUGGACAAAAAGGGGCUGACAUGGGACAACAAGCGAGGCUGGUCCAUUCCCAGACACAUCAUUGACACCGUACCAAUGCUGAUUGGGUUUUCGUGCGUGGCAGUCCUCGGCGGCAAAGAGUACCACUCGGCUAACUACCUGAUCCACACAGGAAGUCGGGUUUACGAUGUCAAGCUGUUUCCUGAGGAGCCUGUGGAGAUGAUAGCGGGGGAGGCCCUCACCCUGAACUGCACAGUGCAGAUGGAGUUCGACGCUGGGGUGACUAUCGAGUGGUCCUAUCCAGGAAAACAGACCAACAACUCGGCAGACACUAAAUACCAUCGAGAGGCACUGUCUCACGCCACAGAAGCAGUCAACAUCCUAACCUUCCAGAGCGCCUCUGCUACAGAUACUGGCCCAUACACCUGCAACGUCACAAGCGUGGACUCCACGCAGACCAAAACAAUGCAGGUCAUAGUUCACGAAAAGCCAUUUAUAAUCCUGGACUACAGAAGUGGACCCAUGGUGGAGGUAACAUCCGGCCAGAAGUCAUUCAAAUUGCAUGUUAAUGUAUCUGCCUUCCCCACGCCUGAAACACGAUGGUACAGAGAUGGAAAGCUGAUUAACGAGAGACUCGAGUUCAAGAUGAAGCGCAUGAGGAUUCACCUUAACCAUGCCUUGGAGAUCAGGGAUGUUGGUCCCGGGGAUGCUGGCCUCUACAUGGUGGUGCUGAAGAACAGUGCAGCUGCCCUGGAGAGGAGACUCAACAUCACACUUGUGGUUAAUGUUGCCCCCCAGAUAAAUGAGAAAGAAGUGGCAGAGCCGUCCAGUCCUUACCCCAGCGGCAGUGGCCAGAAGCUAACGUGCACCGCCUAUGGUCUCCCAGCUCCCACCAUCACCUGGCAGUGGAGGAAGUGGGGCCCGUGUGUCCUCAACAAUACCCGCAGCAGAGUGGUCCGACCAGACAGGAAGGGCCGCAGUGACAUGAUCCCAGACUGUCAGGACUGGCAGGACAUUUGCUUGGAAGGGGCUGUGAAUGAAUUGGAGCCUAUUGAAACAUCUGUUGAAGUCGUGGAUGGACGACAAAAGACAGUGAGCCGGCUGCAGAUUCGCAACGCCAGUGUGUCUCUGCUGUACAAGUGCUCUGCAGAGAAUAAAAUUGGCAAAGAUGAGCGGCUCAUUUACUUCUAUGUAACCACCAUCCCUGAGGGUUUCAGCGUACAUGUGCAUCCAUCAGAGAAUCCCCUGGAGCAAGAGAAGGUGUCUUUGUGCUGCAGUGCCGACAAUUAUACCUACGAGCAGCUGCAAUGGUACCGCCUGGACCCUCGUGCCCUGGAGGGCAAGCCCCAAGACUUGGAUUGCAGAAGUGUGCACCUCUACGCCAUUGGCCUUGAUGGACAGCUCAUCUUCCAGGAACUGUCCAACAGCUGGGUCCUGGAUUUCACCCUACCCGCCAUACAGCUGCAGGAUGAGGGUCACUAUGUGUGUGAAGCUCAGAGCAGACGGAGCGGCGAGAAGCAUUGUCUGUUCAGAUAUAUGUCUGUCAAAGGCCUGGAGGCACCUCGUUACAAGCGCGGUCUCACCAACCAGACGGUGAACGUGACGGAAUCGCUGCACAUGGAGUGCGACGUAGAAGGGAGACCUCUGCCCCACCUCACAUGGUUUAAAGACAACCAGCCACUCCACCAAAUGUCAGGGAUCCAGCUGCAGGACUCAAACCGUACUCUCAGCAUCCAGCGAGUUCGGGAGGAGGAUGCCGGUCUUUACACAUGCACUGCCUGCAACGGGCGAGGAUGUGUGCAAUCAACAGCUGCCAUCCGGGUCAUUGGUUCCAGUGAUAAGGCCAGUGUGGAGAUCGUAAUACUCAUCGGAACUGGAGUGAUUGCAGUGUUCUUCUGGGGCUUGCUCAUCCUCAUAUUCUGCAAUGUGAAACGGAUUAACCCAGCAGACAUUAAAACAGGCUAUCUGUCAAUCAUCAUGGACCCUUUGGAGGUCCCCUUGGAUGAACAGUGUGAAUACCUGCCCUAUGACUCCUCCUCCUGGGAAAUCCCACGGGACAGACUGCGACUGGGAAAGGUUUUAGGCCACGGUGCCUUUGGGAAGGUAAUUGAGGCAUCAAUUUACGGAAUCAGCAAGCGCACACAUCUGGACACUGUGGCUGUCAAGAUGCUGAAAGACGGCGCCACGGCCAGCGAGCACAAGGCUUUAAUGUCUGAGCUGAAGAUCCUCAUUCACAUUGGCAACCAUCUGAAUGUAGUGAACCUGUUAGGAGCCUGCACCAAGCCAAAUGGUCCACUGAUGGUGAUUGUGGAAUACUGCAAGUAUGGGAAUCUGUCCAACUUCCUGCGAGCAAAGAGGGAGUUUUUCCUCCCAUAUAGGGAUCGCUCUCCCAAAACUCAGAGCCAAGUAAGACGGAUGAUUGAAGCUGGUCAAGCAGACCAAAGAGCUCGCCACCAUCCCCCGUCACCAUCCUCCUCCCCGCUCAUCGGCCUUCAGACAGCAUCGUCCAACACGACAAAUCAGAAACCUGCUGUGGAUAAACUGGAGGAUUUGUGGAAAACGCCUUUGACGAUAGAAGAUCUAAUUUGCUACAGUUUCCAAGUGGCCCGUGGGAUGGAGUUCCUGGCAUCCAGAAAGUGUAUCCACAGAGACCUGGCGGCCCGCAAUAUUCUGCUGUCAGAAAACAACGUGGUGAAGAUCUGCGACUUCGGCCUGGCCCGAGACAUAUACAAAGACCCUGACUAUGUCAGGAAAGGAAAUGCCCGACUCCCUUUGAAGUGGAUGGCUCCAGAGAGUAUCUUUGACAAAGUGUACACCAGCCAGAGUGACGUGUGGUCCUUCGGAGUGCUCCUCUGGGAAAUCUUUUCACUUGGUGCAUCUCCAUAUCCUGGAGUGCAGAUUGAUGAGGAGUUUUGCAAACGACUGAAAGAUGGCGUCAGAAUGAGAGCGCCAGAAACUGCCUCCCCUGAAAUAUAUGGCAUCAUGUUGGCGUGCUGGGACGGAGAGCCCAAAGAGAGGCCCCCAUUCCCCACCCUGGUGCAAACCCUGGCAGACCUGCUGCAGGACAACAAUCUGCCUGACGGGAAGGACGACAACCCUCUGAACCACUCCCAGAGCUCAGAGGAUGAUGGCUUCUCUCAAGCUUCAUCGCGUCCUCCAUCUGAAGAGGAACUGAGGCUAGCCUCCAACACGCUUCCGACGAGCAGGUAUUAUAACUGUGUGCCCUUUGCCGGCUGUCUGCUCGUGGGAGCCACAAAGACAUGCCAGCCGAGAGUGAAGACGUUUGAAGAGUUCCCUUUAGAGACUCACGCUCAGAAGAGUACUCAGGAUAACCAGACAGACAGCGGGAUGGUUUUAGCCUCAGAAGAAUUACAGAGACUUGAACACAGGCAAAAGGGUGCCGUGUCAAAAAGGCGCAUGAGCAGCAGCAGCAGCACGGAGCCUCUGACGGCCCCCCACGGUUCUCUGGGCCGGAGCUUUGGCUCCACCAGCUCCACACGUCCACAUUUCCUGAACCAGCUGUCGGGUCAGACCUUCUACAACAACGAGUACGGACACUUGUCUGAGGAGGGCUUCUGCAGCAGUGACUUCUUCUCCUCGACAAAUGCACCCUGCUUUGCCUCCUCCAAUAUGUGAUCUAAACAAAGAUGUAGGAUAAGAGAAAGGGGGAAAAAAUAAAGGGGACGGCCCUGUGUGUUACAUUGCAUUAUGUCAGUGUAAAUUAAUACAUGUUGAACUUUAACCUGGGAUCACUAUGGACUGCAAUACACGUGCCUAACAGCACAACAGCCACUGGGUGGCAGCAUUAUGAUUUCAAAACAAAUCCAAAGUAUUUUCGUACCACAUUUACUGUAUAUUUUUUAGCUUUUGUAUGCAAAGUACUUCAGUUGUACAACUGUUACCUUAUAUGGGAAGAUAUAAAGAUCUCCUCACUUC
Messenger RNA from Phyllopteryx taeniolatus (common seadragon), 5464 nucleotides. RefSeq names its product fms related receptor tyrosine kinase 4 (gene flt4). The record is from RefSeq and is a predicted model, not a curated record. Gene Ontology annotation, molecular function: vascular endothelial growth factor receptor activity; ATP binding. NCBI's taxonomy places the organism in Eukaryota, Metazoa, Chordata, Actinopteri, Syngnathiformes, Syngnathidae. The transcript has 32 exons. Bases 905 to 5164 code for a protein of 1419 amino acids. Gene Ontology annotation, cellular component: plasma membrane; signaling receptor complex. Gene Ontology annotation, biological process: positive regulation of kinase activity; protein phosphorylation; multicellular organism development.